Messenger RNA from Manihot esculenta (cassava), 3288 nucleotides. Its product is annotated as mitogen-activated protein kinase kinase kinase 5. The record is from RefSeq and is a predicted model, not a curated record. The transcript is spliced from 11 exons. The coding region runs from base 454 to 2772 and encodes 772 amino acids. Gene Ontology annotation, molecular function: ATP binding; protein kinase activity. Gene Ontology annotation, biological process: protein phosphorylation. Lineage: Eukaryota; Viridiplantae; Streptophyta; Magnoliopsida; Malpighiales; Euphorbiaceae.
CUGCUUCCCGCGAUUCCAAAACCUCCUCUCGUGUCUCCACCAGCAGCGCCGCCGCCACUACAACCACCACUACCACCACCACUACCGCCUCGCGUGACUCACGGAUUGACUUCGCUCGUCGUGUUUCUGACUCGGAUUUCUCCAACAAGGCCGCUUUGGCUGUUUAUUUUUAAACAUUUUUUAAAACUGUCAUAUUUAGAGAUAAGAAUGAUUCGAUUGGUGGAGUUAGGUUGAAAAGACUGGUUAAGAGUUUUGAGGUCAGAUUCUAAGGUACCAAUCCUCACUGCUGACUAAACAAAUUCAAAUUUUAGAAAAUUUUUUUUUCAAGUAAUCGAAGCAAGAACUAAGAAGUAUCCACGGCCUUUCCUUCGUCUAUGGCUGCAGUGAUUUCUUAUUCUUUCUCAUGAAGCCUUCGACCAGUCCGCUUUCCAUUCUCCCCCUAUCUCUUGUCAAAUGCAUUUUUUUCACAAAACUGUUCCUUCUUCUUCCUCUUCGCCGUCUUCUUCUGUUUCUUCAAAACAGAGCAGUGGUAAUGCUGGUAAUUUAUCCAAUAAUCGCAGCCAAUCUUCCUUUACUCAGAGGAGGCUCACGCGACAGAGGAAGCUCAGGCACGUUAGUGAUCGUGAGCUUGGCUUGCAGUUGAUAGAUCCUUCGAAUUCGUCUCCCUGUUCACCUGAUUCCGCUCGAAAGCCGCGGUCUCUUGGCUACUCCGAUCGCUGGUUUUCUUCUGCUGUUCCGCAACCGUUGCCGCUCCCUGAAUGGCAUUUGACCAAGAGACCGGAGCCUUUGGGCUCGAAUUUCGGGCAGGGUCUUCUUGGAUCACCAGAAGAAGGGCCGAGCUCUACUUUGAGGAGGAAGAGUGCAGAUCAUGUUAUUGCAAAGUUUGCUACAUUAUCAAGCGAUUGUCAUCAGAGAUUCUCUCAAGAUGCUAAUGAUGAUGGUGCUAAUUACAACUUAAAACUGAACAUUGCCGCUCGAAGUGCUCCUACAAGUGGUUCCUCAAGUCCUAUGGCCAGUCCACGAAGAUCAAAUGCGGAGGAACUCUCUCCUGGCGAUGCUACAGAUCUAUUCAAGUCUUCAAGCAAUUGUUAUAAGGGAAAGUCCCAUAAUCUAAAAGUUGAAAGUUCUAAGUAUAAGUUGAGUCAGAUUGCUUCUCCCAGGAGUGCUCCGACAAGUGGUCUCUCAAGCCCUGCUGUUAGCCCACAAAGAUCAAACACUGGGGACUUCUUACCAUCUUUUGUAGCUUCACAAGCAUGUCAUAAGUGGUCAGCUUCAGAGGUUCCGGACUUCGAUAGGCGUGCUGGUCAUAGUUCACAAGGGUCAUCACUGAAAGCCAUGCAUAGCCCAGAUCAUUCUCCAUUUCAUAGCCCAUCAUUGCAAAGUCCCUAUCUUCCCAAAAGUCACAAUAAGUUUUCAUUUCCAUCGCAUAAUAAAUUGCUUCAAGGGAAUUCUAAAGAGUGGCCUGACAGUAAUAGUCAUUUCAGUGCUCACCCGUUGCCCUUGCCUCCUGGAGCUGCACCACCAGAGUCAUUUAUGCCAUCUCCACCGGCUAUUCUCCAUCAUACAAUAGAGAAUACAAAUGUAUCAGUGAGAAAAACUCAGUGGCAGAAAGGAAAACUUAUUGGCCGUGGUACUUAUGGAAGUGUUUUUGUUGGAACUAACCGAGAGACUGGAGCUUUAUGUGCAAUGAAGGAAGUUGAUAUCAUCCCUGAUGACCCCAAAUCUGCUGAAUGCAUAAAGCAGCUAGAGCAGGAAAUUAGGUUUCUUCAACAUCUAAAGCAUCCAAAUAUUGUGCAGUAUUAUGGCAGUGAGAUAGCUGAUGAUCAUUUUUACAUAUAUUUGGAGUACGUGUAUCCUGGAUCAAUCAGUAAAUAUGUCCGUGAACAUUGUGGAGUCAUGACAGAAUCUAUAGUCCGCAAUUUCACCCGCCAUAUUCUCUCUGGAUUGGAUUAUUUGCACAGCACAAAGACAAUUCACAGGGACAUUAAAGGAGCAAAUUUGCUCGUUGAUUCAUCAGGUGUUGUUAAAUUGGCAGAUUUUGGCAUGGCAAAACAUCUAACUGGACUAUCAUAUGAAUUGUCUUUGAAAGGCAGUCCACACUGGAUGGCUCCAGAGGUCAUAAAAGCUGUGAUGCAGAAAGAUACCAAUUCUGAUCUUGCUUUGGCGGUUGAUAUAUGGAGCUUGGGUUGUACCGUCAUUGAGAUGUUUACUGGUAAACCACCCUGGGGCAAUCUUCAAGGGCCUCAAGCAAUGUUCAAGGUUUUGCACAAAGCUCCACCUAUACCAGAAGCUUUGUCUUCAGAAGCUAAAGAUUUUAUCUGCUGUUGCUUUCGAAGAAAUCCUGCCGAGCGACCGUCUGCUAGUAAGCUACUUGAGCAUCCUUUUGUGCGAAAUUCCAGUGAACUCAAUGUGUUUGCUUGCAGACAGGCACUAUCAGCAAUAAACCUCAUGGAUAAAUCACAAAGGUCCAGAGAUUGUGCUGCACAAAAGGUUGAGUCGAUGCCAACCUCUCCGGACACACAAAUUAUGAACGAUAAAAUUCCAAGCAGUAGUGAAUCCGGUCAACAAGGUCAUGUCAACACUGCAGUUUCUCAUCACUCUCCAUGUUCCCCACUUGAAGUCCUCCCUCGUGUAUCUAAUACACCACCGGCUUAUGACUCGCAUAAUUUCAGCCCUUCUUCAAGAAUUUCCAGCAACAUGCCACUUGGUGCUGUGAAUAACCAUCCUUUGGCUCUUUUAAGGAGUCAUGGGAGGGAAGUUUCACAUAUUUGAAAUAUCCGCUGGCUUUGAUCUGGAAAAACUUUUCUGUGUACAGCUAGGUAGAAGCUAGCAAUCGACUAGACAGGCACAGAACCCCUUGAAGAUUUUCAAAUCGCAUUUUAAGGUUUUAAUGGCUCUCACGAGCUAGAGGUUCAGUGUAUCAUAUCUAUGCUCUUGAUGCAGAGAAAAUUUCUAAAACUUAGAAAACUAAUCAACUGGGAUGAGUGUGCUGGUCAUUUCCAUCAUCAUCAUGGUGGCUAGAGCUUGUGCAAACUGCAAAUAGGAUGGGCUGAUACUUUAAGCAAACAAUUUCACGAAGAUGGAAGAAGUGGGCAGGGAAAAUGGAAAUUAUUUCCAUGUUAGAAAGAUAUGACGAACUAAAGGUAAACGUGUAAAUAUAGGAACCUUUUCUUCCCACAGUUUGAUUCAUUUAUAUAUAGAAAAUGUUGUUUAAGCUGGUUUCUUUUCAUACCAGCCAUGUAUGUUUUGGCAUUAGAAUUUUAUUAGUUAUCCAUCUCUGUUCCUGAA